Molecule: messenger RNA, 646 nt
Organism: Saimiri boliviensis boliviensis (Bolivian squirrel monkey)
Lineage: Eukaryota; Metazoa; Chordata; Mammalia; Primates; Cebidae
Gene: DNPH1
Product: 2'-deoxynucleoside 5'-phosphate N-hydrolase 1
Biological process (GO): deoxyribonucleoside monophosphate catabolic process
Cellular component (GO): nucleus
Molecular function (GO): 5-hydroxymethyl-dUMP N-hydrolase activity
Source: RefSeq, a predicted model, not a curated record
CCUGGCGCGGGAGAGUGCGGGCGGCUGGGGAAUGGCUGCUGCCGGGGCGCGGGGGAGCGGCGAACGCGGGGAGCUGGGGGAGCCCGGCCGCCCGGCACUGUACUUCUGCGGGAGCAUCCGCGGCGGACGCGAGGACCGGGCGCUAUAUGAGCGGAUCGUGACUCGGCUGCGGCGAUUUGGGACAGUGCUCACCGAGCACGUGGCGGCCGCCGAGCUGGGCCAGCGUGGGGAAGAGGCUGUUGGGGAUGACAGGCUCAUCCAUGAGCGGGACUUGGCGUGGCUGCAGCAGGCAGACGCGGUUGUGGCAGAAGUGACACAGCCAUCCUUAGGUGUAGGCUAUGAGCUGGGCCGGGCUGUGGCCCUCAACAAGCGGAUCCUGUGCCUGUUCCGCCCGCAGUCUGGUAGAGUGCUUUCGGCCAUGAUCCGGGGAGCAGCAGAUGGCUCUCGGAUCCAGGUGUGGGACUAUGAGGAGGGGGAGGUGGAGGCCCUGCUGGAUCGAUACUUCGAGGCCGAUCCUCCAGGACAGGUGGCUGCCGCCCCUGACCCAACCACUUGACUGAAUCUCACCUGGUCUCAGACACUGCUCUAAUACCAUUCCUUCCUCUCAGCCCCAGGAGCAAAUUAAAAGGUACAGUUAAAAUCCCAA